UUCAGUUCCUUACAAAUGCAUGAAACCUGCAACAUUUGUUUGUAUCUGCAGAAAUUUAGGGUCAAUAACAAAUUCAAAAAUUGACAAAACUUUCGGUUCAACACAAUUCCCCCUUUUGUGUGUCUGGUAUCAAUGGAGUGUAUAAAAGAGAAUGAUGGUGGAUAGAACAAAAUCCCCUCAAUUCAUGGGGAUUUCAUGGCUCUAAAGCAACCCAAGAGAGGCUCAUAAGUCAAAAUCAAGUAGCUCACAUGCUCUUUUCUUCCCUUAAUCCUUGCUUCCAAUAUGGUGUAAGCCUAGUUUGUUUUUCUCAAUGAUUAAAUCUUGAUUUUUACGUACAUAUCUUAGUCUUUAUAGUUACAAGGUCAUCAGAAAUUACAAAUCAAGAGUUUGUAUGAACUUCCCUGUUUUGGUUUAUUAGGAAAUUGAGAAAUUAUGUAGGAAGAAAUGGAUAAAUGAGAUUUCCAUGAAAAACCCACUUAUUUUCCUAAGAAAAUACAUCAUAUUUAAAGAGAUUUUUCACCAAAGGAUGGAUCUUUUCUCUUGGUAUGUUUGGAUUUUCCUCGUACAGCUUGUGGACACUCUGUUCUGGGUUUUCACCAGAAUCUUCAUGAGAUACUUCAUUCAUGAAGCAAUCAAUUCAGAUUGUUCUUCAAGCCUUUGCCAUGAAACCUAUCACACUGAUCCUAACAACUCUGAGAUUAAAACUGUGGUUGAAGAACAUUGUUCCGAACAUUCCAAAGAUGCAGAGUUCAAAAGUGAAAGAUUUGAGGAAGGUAAUGAUGUUAUUCAACUUAAACAAGAGUGUAGUCAUCAAAGUGAUUCAAAUGGUUCUGAACCAGAAGCCAAGUCCAAUGGAGAUUGUUCUGAAACAGUCACUCUUACUAACUAUACUGGAAACUUUGGCGUUGAAGAAAAGGAGAAAAUGAUGUUGGUUUUCAAAUUCCAAUAUCAAACUUGGAACUGUGGUGAAACUUCUGAUUUUGUGAACACUGACAAUGAUAAGGCUCCUGGAAUCAACAACAAGCACGAGUUCAUCUCAGGUAAAAGUUUCAGCACCUUCUUGGAUGAAACAUGUGUUCAUUCAAAAUAUUUUCCUUUGGAAAAGGAUUCUGCAGUUGAAUCUGAAGGGAGCUUUGAAGCAGAAAGUUAUGUUGAUCAAGUAGUGAGGCCCCAGACCGCACCUUCUGUAGAACAGCCGAAUGAACAUCAAGUGGAGAAUCUUAAUGCCAAUGUGUUUGUUGAAGAAAUUUCAGCUGUGGAUAGUGUCUUUUCUGAAGAUGAUUUCAUUUGUGUAAGCUUUGAAUUAGAUUCUAUGACCAGUUCUGUAGAAGGUGGGUUUUUGUUGGACACAGAUUUUGCAACCACUGUUAAGCAUGAUGAAGAAAAUGGAGUGCUACCAAAGGAAAAUUUGGACUACGAGGGUGAAAUAAGAUCAGAGAGUUUAUACUUUGAACAUAGAGACACAAUCAUUGGGAUAAGAAAUUUGGAGGAAGAGAUGAGAGUGCAGCAAGAUUCAGAUAUUAUUGAGAACAUAAAUUUGAAAAGCCAUUGUUUUCAAGAUAGGCAUGGCAAGAACUUGCAUGGUUCAACAGGUUCAGAUCUUGAGGAUUCCUACCGGUUUGAUGCGCAAUGGGAACACCAAGAAUUGAUAGAACAGCUAAAGAUGGAGCUGAACAAGGUCAGAGCCACUGGUUUGCCUACUACCUUUGAGACACAAAGAAUAAUGAAAGACUUGAAGCCAUGGGAAAUUGAUGAAAAUUUCAAGCAUGGAAGUACAAGAAAUGAUCUCACAAAACUCUACAAGAGUUACACAGAAAGAAUGAGAAAAUUUGAUAUCUUAAAUUACCAGAAACUGUUUGCCAUUGGUGCCCUGAAGACCACAGACCUUCUAUCAUUUUCAAGUCGUGAGAACUCUUCUCAGGCCAUCACAUCCUUGCUUCCACAUCUCUUUCACCAUUAUAGACGUAAGAAGUUUGAAUCUGAUCCAUUGAAGAAGUUCAGAAGAGAAAUUUACAGUGACUUGGAAAUGGUUUAUGUGGGACAGUUGUGCCUUUCUUGGGAAUUUCUUAGGUGGGAGUAUGACAAGGCCUUGCAGUUAUGGGAAUCUGAACAACAUAGGUUUCAAAGUUACAGUGAAGUAGCUGAGGAGUUCCAACAAUUUCAAGUGCUUCUGCUAAGAUUCUUAGAGAAUGAACGUUUCCAAGGUCCAAGAGUUGAAUACUAUGCCAGGAAUCGUUGUGCUAUGCAAAAUCUUCUUCAUGUUCCAGUUAUAAGAGAGGACAGCACCAAAGAUGAAGAGAAAUAUGCAGAUAAUAAAAAUGAAAUGACAAGUAACAUGCUAGUUGAGAUUUUGGAAGAAUCAAUCAGGAUAUUUUGGCAUUUCACUAAAGCUGAUAAAGAUGCAUCUAGCUCAGCUCAUAAAGGUUCAAGAGAAACUCAAGUAAAAAUCCAAGAUCCUGCAGAUUCAGAAUUUCUAAGGGAGAUUCAAGUAGAACUUCAGAAGAAGGAAAGAAGAGUUGGUGAAUUUUUGAAGAGCAGAAGUAGCAUACUGAGGAUGUUCCAAAAGCAUGAGGAAAAUAGUAGAGAUAAUUUUCUUUACCUUUUUCCUCAAGUGGAGAUAAAAUUGGUUUGGAGAGUGUUAAACAUGUCAAAAAUAACAAAGGAUCAACUAGUAUGGUGUCAUAAUAAACUAAACAAUAUCAAUGUUGUAAGCAGAAGGAUACAUAUAGAACCACCAUCUUUCUCACUUUUUCCUAGCUAGCAUUUGCUAGCUUUGUACAUAAUUUGGAUGUAGCCAAGGAAAUUUUUAUUCUUUCCACAACUAAAUUGUUGGUGUUUUGUAAAUAGAGAAUGAAACAGAGGUAUCACGCUAAGAAUUACAAGUUA
This is a messenger RNA of Vigna radiata var. radiata (mung bean), 2886 nucleotides long. RefSeq lists its product as uncharacterized. Bases 464 to 2761 code for a protein of 765 amino acids. Lineage: Eukaryota; Viridiplantae; Streptophyta; Magnoliopsida; Fabales; Fabaceae. The transcript has 5 exons. The record is from RefSeq and is a predicted model, not a curated record.